CGCGCGACGGCACCGGGCGGCGAUGGCGGCGGACGGGGACUGGCAGGAUUUCUAUGAGUUCCAGGAGCCGGCCCGGAGCCUCCAGGACCAGGAGAACUGUAACGCGAGCUCCGAGGCCGGGGCAGGGCCGGGCGGGGAAGGCGACGGUUUUCCGGCGCUGGCCUGCAGCUUGGAGGAGAAGCUGAGCCUGUGUUUCCGCCCCUCGGGUCCGGGCGCCGAGCCCCCGAGGACGGCCGUGCGGCCCAUCACCGAGUGCAGCCUCCUGCAGGGGGACGAGAUUUGGAAUGCCCUGACAGAUAAUUACGGGAAUGUAAUGCCUGUGGACUGGAAGUCGUCCCAUACCAGGACCUUGCACUUGCUUACUCUCAACCUGUCAGAAAAAGGGAUAAGUGACAGUUUGCUCUUCGAUACGUCAGACGAUGAGGAGUUGAGAGAGCAGCUGGAUAUGCAUUCGAUCAUCGUUUCCUGCGUUAAUGACGAGCCCCUCUUCACUGCAGAUCAGGUUAUUGAAGAAAUUGAAGAAAUGAUGCAGGAAUCACCGGACCCAGAAGAUGAUGAAACACCCACACAGUCAGAUCGGCUUUCGAUGCUUUCCCAGGAAAUUCAAACUCUUAAGAGGUCUAGCACAAGCAGUUAUGAAGAAAGAGUAAAAAGGCUCUCCGUAUCUGAACUAAAUGAACUACUGGAAGAAAUUGAGACCGCCAUUAAGGAAUACUCUGAAGAGCUGGUGCAGCAGUUGGCUCUUCGAGAUGAACUGGAGUUUGAAAAGGAAGUGAAAAACAGCUUUAUUUCUGUUCUCAUUGAAGUACAGAACAAACAGAAAGAGCACAAAGAAACAGAAAAAAAAAAGAAACUCAAGAAUGGCAGCUCUCAAAAUGGGAAGAGCGAGAGAAGUCAUAUGCCCGGCACACGCUUCAGCAUGGAAGGGAUCUCAAAUGUCAUUCAGAAUGGCCUCCGCCACACCUUUGGAAAUUCAGGUGGAGAGAAACAGUACUUGACAACAGUCAUUCCUUAUGAGAAAAAAAAUGGACCACCAUCUGUUGAAGAUCUUCAAAUAUUAACAAAAAUUCUUUGUGCUAUGAAAGAGGACAGUGAAAAAGUUCCAAGCUUGUUAACUGAUUAUAUACUAAAAGUUCUGUGUCCUACAUAGGGCACCAUCACUUCAGGAGCAGUUUUGUCUUUCGUGGACUACAAGCUAGAUUUCCUGUAGCAUUAUUUUGAAAGCUGGCUACCAUUACCUUCCUGCUAUUGGAAACUCAGCACACUUGAACUUGGGUUUGUGAUUCAGUAUUAACAGAUCAUGCCUUCACUAAUUCUUUUUAUUAUGAACCAAGAAAAAUACGGCACUAUUUUGAAUUCUACAGAUGGUUUUUUGUUAACUACUAACAAUUAUGAACUCUUCUCCAACUUUUAUAGAGUAAGGGGGAGUAAUAUUAAUCAUGCAUGUGCAGUUAUAGUUUUCAUUAACUGACUAUAUGCCCAUUUGAGUUAUGGCUUCCUAGAUCUAAACUACAUUGAAGAACGGAAUUAAUGCAUUGAGAGAUUUUUAAUAUAGCUAUCCUUAAGUGAUGGCAAAAACCAACACUGAUUUUUAUAAGAGAAUUGUAGUAUAAAUAUCACCUACCAGUAUUGUCCAGAGACUGAAACUUACCAGAUUCGCUGUUUUCAGAAGAAGCAAAACCAGAAUGUGUUAUCUUAGCUUAAUACUUGUGAACAUUGAAACUGUUGGCGAUGCCUGGUUUUAGAAGUUGCUGUGUGUUUUACCACUGUUCAAAUUUUAACCAUUACGUUGCCAUUUACUUUCAGAACCUUGUACUGUUUAACUUUAGACGUUUGUGUUUUGUUCCAUGUGUCUGUGAAGAAGUGUCCUUUCCUUUAUGGUGCUUAAGAAACUCAAUGCUGCAGCAUCGCCCAUUUCCCAUCACUGUUAUAUUGUAUUCAUGCCCGUGUGUUUUCCUAAAGUAUUAAUUCUAGACACAGCUACUCAUGGGUACAUCACUAGUCAUGAACCCAUUGCUAGUUCUAAUCAAAUCAAUGCCAUUUAAUAAACGUUGGGAAAAAAAGGUGAUGUAUGCUUGAGACCUUUAUUUUUAAUGACUUUUCUUCUCUUGCAGUGCUAGAUUCUUCCCCUUACUAUUCCACACACUGUCCAUCACUAGAGGGUGUGAGCUGGUGAAACCCCGAUUAGCCUCCUGAUGGUAAGGAGGGGAGAGGGACUUCUCCAGGUCGCAUUGAGCUACUGUGCAAGGACAGAAAUCCUGCUCUUUCCCAGGUCUGUGAGACACACACAACAGCUAUGGUAGCUUCCUCCCUUAGAUAACAUGAGUGGAGUAAGAGUCUGUAUCGCUGCGUGUGACCCUUUCGUAUGGUCACAAGAAGCUAUAUAGACUGACAACCUGAAAACAAAAGGACAAUUUGUCUUUCUAAUUCCAGAUGUGGAAUCUUUUUGAAAAUUACAUUGUGGGAUUUAAGAGUCAAAGUGUUUAUUUGCUGCCAAAAACUAAAUUGCAAGCAAACCCCUACAGCUUUGUUUUUUGAAAACAAAACAAACUGUAGAACUACAGUGCACUGCAAGUGCCAUAGAUCUAUUUUAUUCUUCAGGAAAUUAUAUUUGUUUUUCUUUUACAAGAGCACAACAGGAACCAAAGUAAAAGAGUAAUAGAUACAGCACUCAGGAUAAAUCAUAUCUUUAAAAUAAUAAUAAAAAAAUUUACACCUUGUCCUAUAUCCUGUUAGUAUUUUCAUAAUAUGGCCAUGAUUGAAAAAAACAAAAAGCAAGCAUUUACAAUUUUUUUUUUUGCUAAAGACUUUUUUAUGCCAGGAAUGGAUUAAUUGUCAACAAAAUUUUAUAAUAAUCAGGCUGAUGUAAAUCUAUUUUGGUAACAUCAUAUCAUUAACAAAUUUAUUUUGGAAAUAGAUAAAAAUAUUGCCCCUUGAUAAUAAAUCUUUUUUUUUUCUUUGAUGCAAACAGCUAGAACACCUUUUUCUUUUUUUUUUUUUUUGACAUUCUAAGACAAAGAAAAUGGUUAAUCUUCAGAUUAAUAAAUUAGGUCAUUAUUAUAAUAAAUUAAUUUUUUUUAAAGUUCAGCAACCUCUGUCCAAGUAUUUACAACAAUACUUGAAAGUUCCUUUACAAAACAGAACACAUUUUCUUUUCACAUUAAGCAUACUGGGUAUCUGUGUCUUUCACAACAAGCAUUUUUAAAAGAAAAAAAAAAAAUCAAUGCACAAAUGGGUAAUUAGUAUAAAAGUGCUAAGAGCUGUUUGAAAAGUUAACACUAUAGUAUACAGUCAGUUAUAUUUGAGGCAAACUACAACAAACUUCCAGCUUAUUAUGGACAAUAUUCCAGUAGUUGUUUCAAACAGUUGUUUGAAAAAAAAAAAAAACCAAAACAAA
Molecule: messenger RNA, 3397 nt
Organism: Rhinolophus ferrumequinum (greater horseshoe bat)
Lineage: Eukaryota; Metazoa; Chordata; Mammalia; Chiroptera; Rhinolophidae
Gene: FEZ2
Product: fasciculation and elongation protein zeta 2
Cellular component (GO): cytoplasm; axon
Source: RefSeq, a predicted model, not a curated record